GAGAGAGUCCAAUGGAGAGGUCUGACCCGAUGUUGGCGACGCCGUCGAUCACCGGAGUUGCACCUCUUAGCUCGUCAAAUGCUCUGGCGGUUGCCCUUUGGGAUGCCCAGCAGUUGGAGGUGAUGUCUUCCAGUAAUGAUUCCCCCGCUGCCACUGGCGGGGACACGAAGCCGGCGCCCAUAAAUCCCUUGCUGCUGGCAUCGGCAAGUUUUGGCUCCUGGACGGCACUGAAUUAUCUUCUAAGCCAGGAAGACAAACAAGCACCACCGAUGAUCCAGCCUACUCAGGUAUUUCUUGACUUGCUAAUAGGAUACCCUGCCGGCAACACCACCAAAGGAAGAUUGACGGUACAGCAAACUUCUGAAGAUGUAGAAAAUGUCGUUGAUCAGCCUGCUUCAUCCAAGGCAGCUCUGCUUCUCAAGGGCGUCACCGCCAAUGGAGACACUGCACUACAUGUGAUUGCGAGCAACGGCGACAGCAAAGAAUUCUUGAAGUGUGCAAUCAUCAUCUUCAAAAGGGACCAAGACCUCCUGUUUGCAGUGAAUAAUAAGGAUGACACUCCCUUGCAUUGUGCCGCCAGAGCCGGUAUGUCCCAAAUGCUCUCUUUUCUUGUUGAACUUGCUGAAAAUUGCAACAGGUUGCACGAGCUCCUGAGAAAGGAGAAUGUGCUCAAGGAGACAGCCUUGCAUGACGCGGUCCGCAUUGGAAGAAAUGAUACUGUGGAGCUUCUGUUGGGGGCUGAUCCUGAUUUGGCUAAUUACCCUAAAGAAGGCACUUCCCCAUUGUACCUCGCAAUUUCACUGCAAAGAUAUACUAUUGCACAGACCCUGCAUGACAAGAGCAAUGGAAAUCUCUCAUACCACGGACCCUAUGGGCAAAAUGCGCUACAUGCUGCAACUUUUCGAAGCACAGGGGUCACAAAACAUGUAUUGAACUGGAAUAGUAGCCAAAGAUGGGAAUACACCCCUUCACUUUGCUUCUGUUUUCAGGCAUCCUGAGGGAGUCAGACAGUUUAGACAAUUAUUAGAAGCUAAUCCUUCACCGAUAUAUCAAGCAAACAACAACGGAUCAUUCCCCAUACAUGUUGCUGCCACCAUGGGUGCGAAAGAUGUCCUAAACAUUAUACUUGAAAAGUUUCCCAGUAGUGCUGGCCUGCGCACUGCUCAAGGAUGGACAUUCCUUCAUGUCGCCAUUGAGAAAAAAAGGCUGAACAUAGUCUCCUUUGCUUGCCAAACUCCAUCUCUAAAUUGGAUUUUGAAUAUGCAAGACAAUGAUGGGAACACUCCACUGCAUUUUGCAGUCAAGUCUACAGUGUUUUAUAAUUUUUGUUCGCUGUGUGGUAAUAUGGAAGUGGACUUAAGUUUAGCAAAUAACAAUAAGCAGACUCCUCUUGAUUUGUCCACAAGUUUGUUUCCUCGUGGACUGAAUCAUGUUUGGAAUAAUGACCAGAUGAUAUAUGUGGUACUCAACUUGGUUGGUGCCAAAAGUAGUUCCGUUCUCUUGGAUCAUAUUGUAGAAAUGGACAGUUUUCGUGUAAAACCAGAGGAUAAGGUCCAAGAAGCACAGAAGAUGAAAGAGGCAAGCCAAAUGCUAGGCAUUGGCUCAGUUUUAAUAGCAACUGUUUCAUUCGGUGCAACUUUUGCUGUCCCUGGAGGUUUCAUAGCAGAUGAUCAUGCAAAUCGAGGCACGCCAACACUUGCUGGAAGGUAUGCGUUUGAUGCAUUCAUGAUGGCAAACGCAUUAGCUUUUAUUUGCUCCUCAAUAGCUACUGUUGGUGUCAUGUUCACUGGAUCUCCUUUGGUUAACUUGGUGACUCGCCAAAUUAACUAUUGUGCAUCUAUUUUCUUCAUGUCGAGCUCGCUCACAUGCUUGGCUACUGCUUUUGCAUUGGGUGUGUAUAUGGUGCUAGCUCCGGUUGC
Hordeum vulgare subsp. vulgare (domesticated barley) is the source of this 1919-nucleotide messenger RNA. RefSeq names its product ankyrin-1-like. Gene Ontology annotation, molecular function: protein binding. Bases 12 to 998 code for a protein of 328 amino acids. The transcript has 3 exons. Lineage: Eukaryota; Viridiplantae; Streptophyta; Magnoliopsida; Poales; Poaceae. The record is from RefSeq and is a predicted model, not a curated record.